Messenger RNA from Salvia miltiorrhiza (redroot sage), 1312 nucleotides. RefSeq names its product 14-3-3-like protein 16R. NCBI's taxonomy places the organism in Eukaryota, Viridiplantae, Streptophyta, Magnoliopsida, Lamiales, Lamiaceae. Gene Ontology annotation, biological process: signal transduction. The transcript is spliced from 4 exons. Gene Ontology annotation, cellular component: cytoplasm. The coding region runs from base 297 to 1061 and encodes 254 amino acids. The record is from RefSeq and is a predicted model, not a curated record.
AUCAGACUUAACUUAAGAAGAAAAAGGGAGGACUAUUAUGCAUACAUUUGCAGUUAUAAAAGUGAAAUAGGCGAGUCAACCAAGUAUAGUAAAGUCCAAUAAUAUUAAUCCAGCCCAUUUGGCCCAAACUAUUGACUAAUAAAGCGUUGGCGAGAUAGUAGUAUUAUUAGAAUUUAGUAAGCACACAGAAUCCACAAAACCGCUCUCAAAGUCAUAUCCUCUACUCGCACUUUCUCUCUCUUAAAUCCCUUUCCUCCUCUCUCUCUCUUCCAGCAGUAACCAACAAAGAAACCUGUAUGGCGUCCCCACGCGAGGAGAACGUGUACAUGGCCAAGCUUGCCGAGCAGGCCGAGCGCUACGAGGAGAUGGUGGAGUUCAUGGAGAAGGUCGUCGGCGCCGUUGACGGCGACGAGCUCUCCGUUGAGGAGCGAAACCUCCUCUCCGUCGCCUACAAGAACGUCAUUGGCGCCCGACGAGCCUCCUGGCGCAUAAUAUCCUCCAUCGAGCAGAAGGAGGAGAGCCGCGGCAACGAGAGCCACGUCUCCUCCAUCAAAAGCUACAGAUCUAAGAUCGAGUCGGAGCUCUCAUCCAUUUGCGACGGUAUACUCAAGCUCCUCGACACCAAACUCAUCGGAUCCGCCGCCACCGGCGAUUCUAAGGUGUUUUACUUGAAGAUGAAGGGCGAUUACCAUCGCUAUUUGGCGGAGUUUAAGACUGGAGCCGAACGCAAGGAAGCCGCUGAGAACACUCUUUCCGCUUAUAAGUCUGCUCAGGAGAUUGCUAAUACUGAGCUUGCCCCUACACAUCCAAUCCGACUUGGACUAGCACUUAACUUCUCAGUCUUUUACUACGAGAUUCUGAAUUCUCCUGACCGAGCUUGUAAUCUUGCCAAACAGGCUUUUGAUGAGGCCAUCGCGGAGUUGGACACUCUGGGGGAGGAAUCAUACAAGGAUAGCACCUUGAUCAUGCAGCUUCUCCGUGACAACCUCACUUUGUGGACCUCUGACAUGCAGGAUGACGAAGAUAUCAAGGAAGCAGCACCGAAGCCUGACAACGAGUAGCUUCAUUUAGGUCUAGUAUCUGGGUGUCAUGCUAUUGUCUCUAUAGUAGUCUUACAGUCUUCUUCUUCGAGGAGAGGGGGGCAUGAGAAAGUGAGAAGUUUGCUGCCCUCAGUAAGCAUUAAGCUUCGUAGUCAGCUUCUUGCCCCCCUUCGCUUCAUGAUUCUUCGCCUUUCAUUUCUUUGCUAAACUCUGAUGAUGUAUGUGCGAAAUUUGCUUAUAUAAUUUGUGCUGAUUUCUCUUUUUAAGAAAAA